Messenger RNA from Episyrphus balteatus (marmalade hoverfly), 1724 nucleotides. RefSeq lists its product as uncharacterized. NCBI's taxonomy places the organism in Eukaryota, Metazoa, Arthropoda, Insecta, Diptera, Syrphidae. The coding region runs from base 252 to 1433 and encodes 393 amino acids. The transcript is spliced from 4 exons. Gene Ontology annotation, biological process: embryonic development via the syncytial blastoderm; cell surface receptor signaling pathway via JAK-STAT. The record is from RefSeq and is a predicted model, not a curated record.
GUCGAAUUGUUAACACGUCUUCCAAAAGCGAAAAGAAAUAUUAAGAAAUUAUUUAAAAAAAAAAUUUAGUUACUAGUUUUGUGAUCCAAUUUUGUAUCGCGCUUUCUAUAUAAAAAAAAUUCAAGUGAAAAAAAAAAAUUGAUCCUUGAUCCUAUUAAACACCUGUGAACUAUUUGAGUGAUUUAAAUCCAGGAUCUGAUUUAAUUCAAAUCCAUUUAUUCAACGUAUUUAGUGAUAUUUAAAUAAAUUUCAUGAUCACCGAUCGUGCAUUUAAAGACUUUUGCAUCAACAAACAGCGACGGCAAUUGGUGAUCGAUAUUGAUCCUUUUGGAAGUUUUUAUGACUUGCCUGCAGAUUUGUUAAGAUUUUUCUUAACCUUAUUAUGUGGUGGUUGCAAUUCAACAGCAACCAAACGAAUUAACAAAACGGCAUCCACAAUCAUAAUUAGUAAAUUCCAAAGACCCACUCCGUUAAACGUGUGGUCCAAAAUUAGCCUAAUAGCUAUAGUUAUAAUAAUGACACAAUUAGUAUUGUCAAUUGAUCAGGUCGAUGCAAUGAGCAUGCGACCUAGACAAUUAAGAAAACGACAUAGUAAUAUGAAUGAGAAUUUAGAUUGGGAAAAUCCAUGCGGCGGUGUACAUAUGGGAACACAUUCAGGAGAACAUAGACAACGAAAACCGUCACUUGAUUUAGUGCGGAAACUUACUAAAGACAUUUACAAUACAAUAAAAGCAAAUAACGAGCAAUGGAUUGAGACUGACGAUAUUAAUGAAUGGUCAGCGUAUAAUAAUUCUUAUAAAUUCUUGCCAAAAUUACGCAGAAAUUCAAGUGUUGCACUCAAACGCUGGCACAGAAAUAUGCAAACUUUUGUUGCAUCAUUCUCAUAUCUACACAACAAAAGUCGAAAGUUCGACGAGGCUAGACUAAACAACCAAGAGAGCAAUUUCUCCAAGGAACUCAAAGCUCUUCUUCUCGAUGCUCGCCAUGUGCUUUGCGAAAUUGAAUCAUCCAUCAAUCGUACCACCCCAUACAAUCGCGGCAAGAAACUCACCUCACACAUCUCCCCAGACGCAAUGAACAAGCGUUUGAAAUUCCGCACAAAGACACUCGAUAAUGAAAAUCGCUUCCAAGUCGAUCAGCUGGAUCUGAAGUUUGUCAAAUUCUAUUUCACCGAAUUUCUAAGCAACAUGCUCCAAAUACUGAGGCAUAAUAAGAACCGAAUUUACAAUGGCAGCAAGAGUCUCAGUGUAAGUGAAUCGGGUAAUGUUAGUGGAAAUAGUAUGCCGGAUAAUAGCAAUGAAAUAAAUGCAUCGACUUUUGGUCGACGACACCCCAAUAAGGAGCAUCGACUUGGUAGGAAACGGAAUCAGCAAAAGAAGCUUAGAGAAGCCCUUCAAAAGAGCAAUUCAACACCCUCGAUAGCCUUAGCUUAAAUCGAGUUAAAAACCACCAUUAACAACAACUAGAGUAGCUAAAAAUGACAAAAACAAACGAAACACAAAAAAAAACAGUAUUACCUCUAAGUUCAUCCUCAGAGUAUGUCCUUAAAUUGUACCAGUAAGAGGUUUAAGCACAAAACACAUCCACCAUUAUACAUUCAUUCUAUACAAUGACUGAUGCAUUCCAUUUUCUAUAUAUUAUUUUGUACUUAAUUUAAUAAUUUUAUUUUUUCAACCGCAUCCUCGUAUUUAUUUAAUUUAUAUAUAUAAAAAAAAAACAUUAAU